Hypoxylon trugodes is the source of this 717-nucleotide messenger RNA. Its product is annotated as putative ribosome biogenesis protein nop10. The transcript has 2 exons. Gene Ontology annotation, biological process: snRNA pseudouridine synthesis; positive regulation of telomerase RNA localization to Cajal body; rRNA pseudouridine synthesis. Bases 121 to 324 code for a protein of 67 amino acids. Lineage: Eukaryota; Fungi; Ascomycota; Sordariomycetes; Xylariales; Hypoxylaceae. Gene Ontology annotation, molecular function: box H/ACA snoRNA binding; telomerase RNA binding. The record is from RefSeq and is a predicted model, not a curated record. Gene Ontology annotation, cellular component: box H/ACA telomerase RNP complex; box H/ACA snoRNP complex.
AGCUCUCCCAAACAUCACCAACAACGAGCAAGGUCCAUUUUCAUUCCGCCGGCGUCUUCUAAUCCAAAUCUACGAUAUAUCUUUCGUCAAAUACGAGAACUCAGAAACCAAAUUGCCAAAAUGCAUCUCAUGUAUACAGCCGACGAGAGCGGAAAGCGCCUCUACACCCUGAAGAAAGUCCUACACGGCGAAGUCACCAAAUCCGCACACCCGGCUCGUUUCUCCCCCGAUGACAAAUGGUCGCGCCAGCGUGUUACUCUUAAGAGGCGCUUCGGUCUAUUGUUGACGCAGCAGAAGAACAAGGUUGCCGAAAACUCCCGAUAAACGAAGAAUACUCAGACGAUAAUAGACGACGAUUCGAGGCUGAGAUGCUGAAAUAGGCGGAUAUUGGCUGAAAUACCCACGGUCCCACAGCAUGCAAAUGCGGAUUUAUUCAUUUGGACGAUACGGCGUUUGGGGGAUAUAGGGAAACCAAAAGAAUUGAUUAUUUCUACACCAAGCCCUGAUUUGCCUGAACUAGUCGAACCUGUGAAAUCAUCGUCGUGACCUCACCAACUUACGCGAUUUAGUCCUUGUAUUGAGAUGGAUAAUCGAGAACGGAUGAAAUGGACUUGAUACUACAAGUGCUUGGGGAAUGCGAAUGUCACUUAGCGGUCUAUUAUGGGCAGAAAUUGCUCUAAUGCCCAAAUCCGAAUGAAGACGUGGUAUCAAUUCAUA